AUGAACCAACAUGUGAAAUGGCCAAAAGGGAAAAGAUUUGAAGAUGUUUUUGUGGAAAUUCUUAAGAAGUAUGGAUAUAAAGGUUCUUAUAUGUCAAAAGAAUGGCUUAAACAGCCUUGUUUUAUUCAGUCGUUUGCCCCAUCAUCACUUGUUCAUAUCCACAACAAAACCGAUCUACCAAAGAUUUUUCUCAUUGAUGACGUGGACACGUAUCAGGAAAUCACUUCCGAUCGUUAUUUCAACUAUAUCAGGGAAUUUGUCAUCGGAAUUGGCCCAUGGAAGGAUACAAUUGUUCCCGUGAAAGAUAACUACAUCGAAACGCCGACUGAUCUCGUGGAUAGAGCACACGCAUAUAAUCUACAGGUGCACCCAUACACAUUUCGCAACGAAAACAAGUACAUGUUCGACAAUUCCCCUAAUUUGGACUCAGCAAAAAUACCUCUAAUUUGGGAGGAAGUAAAUUGGGGUUACUGGAUUUACUAA
Molecule: messenger RNA, 483 nt
Organism: Lactuca sativa (garden lettuce)
Lineage: Eukaryota; Viridiplantae; Streptophyta; Magnoliopsida; Asterales; Asteraceae
Source: RefSeq, a predicted model, not a curated record